AUGUGUGUCUUCACACAGUUGAAUCAGUCACGAUGAGCCUGCUAUUUGCCGCUGUCCUGUUAUUGUGCUGCAGAUACAACGCCACAGGAACACGAGAUCAUUCAGAUCACGAGUGCCAAAGUCGUGGGGUCAGGAGCUGUGGAGAGUGUCUGGCAGCAGGGUCUCACUGUGCUUGGUGUGCUGAGGAGAAUUUUCUCAAAGUGGGCCAGCACGUAUGGGAGCGCUGUGACACUGCCAGGACUCUGCUGAGGAGGGGCUGUCCUUUUGAUCGCCUGGAAGACCCCAGAGGUUCCACUGUCCUUCUAAAGAACCGGAAGAUCACCUUGCAACCUAAAGAACAAAGACGCCAGCAGCAGCUCAGACAGGUCACACAACUCCAGCCUCAGUCUGUCCUGCUGCACCUCAGGCCAGGUGAACCCCAGACCUUUGAGGUGAAGUUCAAACGUGUGGAGGACUACCCCAUAGACCUGUACUACCUGAUGGAUCUGUCCUUCUCCAUGGAGGAUGACCUGCCCAAUGUCAAGAAGUUGGGAGCUGACCUCAUGGAAGAGAUGAGGAACAUGACUAGUGACUUCAGAAUGGGUUUUGGCGCAUUCGUGGACAAGACGGUGAUGCCGUACAUCAGCACUGCGAAGGACAUGCUCAAGAACCCCUGUAAGAGGACGGAGCCUUUUCCAUGCGUCCCUCCUUUCACCUACCACCAUGUCCUGAGCCUCACAGCCAACGGGAGCCUCUUCACGGAGCUGGUUGGGAGGCAGCGGAUCUCGGGUAACCUGGAUUUACCAGAAGGGGGGCUGGAUGCCUUGAUGCAGGCCGCCGUGUGUGAGGAGCAGAUCGGCUGGAGGAAUGUGACCCGUCUGCUGGUGUUUUCUACUGACGCCGACUUCCACUUUGCCGGAGAUGGCAAACUAGGCGGCAUUGUACUUCCUAAUGAUGGAAAGUGUCACUUGCAUAAAAAUGUGUACACCAAAGGAAAUUCCCAGGACUAUCCCUCGGUGGGUCACAUCGCCGAAACAUUGAGACAGAAGAACAUCCAGAUCAUCUUUGCUGUCACAGAAGAAGUCACACACUUGUAUGAGGGCCUGAGAAGCAUCUUCCCAAAAUGUGCAGUCGGAAUGCUUUCCAACAACUCCCACAACAUCUUGCAGAUAAUAGUCGAAGCGUACAAUGCACUGACCUCUGAGGUUGUUAUGGAGAACAGCAAGCUACCGCCGGGCUAUCGCAUCUCCUACACUUCACACUGUAAGGACCACAAACCGAGGCGCGGCGAACAGGGGAGGAAGUGCUCCAACAUCUCCAUUGGCGACAAGGUGAGCUUUAAUGUAAGCAUUACGGCACCUCCUUGUGUGACUGCUUCACAAAGGCCACAGCGUGUCAUUAUCAAGCCCCAGGGCUAUAGUGAAGAGGUCGAGGUCCUGCUGAGCCCCAUAUGCGAAUGCUCAUGUCAAAAAGACGUGGUCCUACACAGCCCUUCAUGUAGCCAUGGCAACGGCACACUGGAGUGUGGCACAUGCAGGUGUAAAGAGGGGAGAGUCGGAACAUUGUGCGAAUGCGAUCGAGCAGAGUCGAGCUCAGCAGUCGACUCGCACCUUUGCCGCCAUGAUAACACGUCAGAAGCGUGCAGCGGACGCGGGGAGUGUGUUUGUGGGAAGUGUGUUUGUCGCAAAAAGCACAACCAUGUUUACUACGGGCAGUUCUGUGAAUGCAGUGACUUCAGCUGUGAUCAAUAUAAAGGACUGCAGUGUGGAGGAAACGGCAGGUGUGUCUGCGGGGUGUGCAUGUGCCUACCAGCAUACCGCGGUCGGGCAUGUGAGUGCCCUCUCAGCUUGGAGUCUUGUCUUUCUCAGGAUAAACAGAUUUGUGCAGGCAGAGGGGACUGUCACUGUGGCACCUGCAUCUGUCAUGACCGCUUCCAAGGCCCGACUUGUGAGCUUUGCCCUUCCUGCCCCAGCGUGUGCACCCUGCACAGAGAAUGCAUCUUGUGCAGGGCCUUCUCACUGGGAUUGAAUCCGAAAGAGUGUGAGACAAGGUGUGUGCACCUGAACCUCACUCUAGUGGAUCAGGCUGGUGUGUUAGCGACAGUUCCUCCCUCUCAAGGCCUUCACAGGUGCAUGGAAGUGGAUGCAGAGGGCUGCAGAGUGUACUUCUUGCUGACGGCUGGACAAAAAGAAGAUUCUGUCCAUGUGCAUGUAGCUCUUGAACGAGAAUGCCCGUCAGGUCCAAAUGUGAUCCUGAUAACCGCAGUGCUAUCAGCCUCUGUUGUGGUGCUGCUGGGUGUGGUUUUGUUGCUGCUAUGGAAACUACUUACCAGCAUCCAUGACCGCAGGGAGUUUGCCCACUUCCAGAGAGAGCUGGAGCAAAGACGCUGGAACAGGAGGGACAACCCCAUCUACAAGAGUGCCAUCACAACAACUGUCAACCCCAAAUAUAAAGACCAGUGAGAGCAAACGCUAAAACAGAGAUCUGCUUUUUGAUCAGGACCCCUGCUGUAACACACACAGCACAAUGAAACAACAUCCUUCAUCUCAACUGUUGUCAGCGAUUGGUUCAACUUGUGGGGGGGUGCAUGUGGAUGUCUGACUUCCUCCCCCUUGAUCUCAAUAUGCAACCCCGGACUGCCAGUCUCCAACGCUUCCCCUUCCCCCUGCAUGCACUGCACGCACACACACUCCAACAGUACCCCCCCACAACCCACACUGCUUCCUAUACAUGGUUGGUUGUCUGUAUGAUACAUGCAAAGUUAAUGCCCUCAGAGUCUUAAAAUACACCAAAGCUAAUUACAUAUAGUGUAAUAUUUUGUAAGGCAUAUGCAAGAAAAGUCUCCCGUACACGGUGUGUAACUUGGGUCUCAGAAGGCAAAGGUGUAGUGAGGCGAGCACUCUUCAUUCUGCACUGUAAUCCCAGUGCAAACACAAAAAGUCUUUACGUGGGUCUUCACUGCCCUCUAGAUGAGAGGAGAUGCAACUGUCAUGUCUGGAUAUGAUGAAGCAGCUUCACGUUCAUUUACUGCUCGCCAUAGUCAGAGAUGAUGCUAUUUUGGUCACAAACAUGAAACCCAGACUCCGUGGUGCUUUUUUGUAUUCCAACAGCCACCCGUGUGAAUUCAUCACACAGAACACUGCAGGCUCGAUAUGGUGCAAUGUAGUGUACAACUUUAAAAGAGCAGCCGGUGUAUACGUGCAUGCCAGCCACUUUGCCAGUGCACUGGGCUGAAUCGUGUAAGCGCACACAGAAACAAUGGGAUGUUCGGAUCUAAAUGGAUAUUAGGGUUUUUCCACUGCCUACAGAUGGCUGCUGAUGACCUUGCUUGAGGAGAGUUGAGCAAAGCAAUAUUAAUCAUAAUGAUGCCUCCUCCUCCUCUACUCCCAGAGUUACUGGGCAGGCGUGCAUGCAGCUUUAACAGCAAGUGGGAGGUGGUUAGUAGUGGCGGUGGUGGUAGUGGUGGAGCAUCAGAGAAAAUGACUUUCCACUAUGCAGCAUUCUCUUUCAUGUGUCUGAUCAUAAAAAUUAAAAAAAUGUGCGGUGAAAAUGUGAGGCAGCCCUGCGACAAGGCUUGUCUGAAAGGGGGCAGAGAUGUGAGGGAGGGAAGGAGGGAGGAAAGGAGGGAGGGGAGGUGACCAUGCAGCCCUGGAGAGACUGUUACAUAACAAACACUGCAACCAUGCUGGAAAAACACUGUAGCUGUGGCAUCUGAGUGGAUUAAAAUCUACAA
Molecule: messenger RNA, 3712 nt
Organism: Larimichthys crocea (large yellow croaker)
Lineage: Eukaryota; Metazoa; Chordata; Actinopteri; Sciaenidae
Product: integrin beta-1-like
Exons: 16
Coding region: 33-2441 (802 amino acids)
Biological process (GO): cell-cell adhesion; cell-matrix adhesion; integrin-mediated signaling pathway
Cellular component (GO): synapse; focal adhesion; cell surface
Molecular function (GO): protein kinase binding; fibronectin binding; laminin binding
Source: RefSeq, a predicted model, not a curated record